Molecule: messenger RNA, 4257 nt
Organism: Megalops cyprinoides (Indo-Pacific tarpon)
Lineage: Eukaryota; Metazoa; Chordata; Actinopteri; Elopiformes; Megalopidae
Gene: arl8bb
Product: ADP-ribosylation factor-like 8Bb
Exons: 7
Coding region: 76-636 (186 amino acids)
Biological process (GO): anterograde axonal transport; protein transport
Cellular component (GO): lysosomal membrane
Molecular function (GO): GTPase activity; GTP binding
Source: RefSeq, a predicted model, not a curated record
ACAUCAGCCGCUGGUGGAUAUCUUCAGAACCAAGACUCUGUCCUAGUUUAUCUCUGAUUGUCUCUCGAUUUCAGGAUGCUAGCGCUCAUAAACCGGCUUUUGGACUGGUUCAGGUCCCUCUUUUGGAAGGAGGAGAUGGAGCUAACUCUGGUGGGACUUCAGUAUUCUGGGAAGACCACAUUCGUCAACGUGAUAGCUUCGGGCCAGUUCAGCGAGGACAUGAUCCCUACAGUGGGCUUCAACAUGCGCAAGGUCACCAAGGGCAACGUCACCAUAAAGAUCUGGGACAUAGGGGGGCAGCCACGAUUCCGCAGCAUGUGGGAGCGCUACUGUCGUGGAGUCAAUGCUAUCGUUUACAUGGUGGACGCUGCAGACCGUGAAAAGAUCGAAGCCUCUAGAAAUGAGCUGCACAAUCUGUUAGACAAACCGCAGUUGCAAGGAAUACCGGUGCUAGUGCUUGGAAACAAGCGAGAUCUUCCCAAUGCUUUGGAUGAGAAACAGCUUAUUGAAAAAAUGAACUUGGCAGCCAUUCAGGACAGAGAGAUCUGCUGCUACUCUAUUUCCUGUAAAGAGAAGGAUAACAUAGAUAUCACACUGCAGUGGCUUAUCCAGCACUCAAAGUCCCGGAGGAGCUGAGAGCAAAGACCCCCUCCCUCCCCGCAGCCUCCCCCUAUGGUCCCAGCUCCAGUCCCAUUGGCCACACCAUUCCCAUCCUCUCGGUCAUUGCUCACCCAGUGGCGAUGUUGUCAUCCUCCUCAGCAGCGCGGUGUCUCUCCUUCUCUCUGUCUCUGUCUCUCUCUCUCUCGUACCGGUGUUCUCAGUUCCUUCCAUGUCCUGACAUCACCCCCUGCCCUUCCCCACAUUUGACACGCACAGCUUACGGCAUGGCCCGUGCCCUCCUAAAGACGUGCGGCCUCCAGUCGUUCACCGCCCUCCACAGCACAGGGGGGCCCAGAGUUGUCAUUAUGCUGUCAGCAGAGAAAUGCAGAGCUGAGAGCCUGGCGCCCUCUGCCUGUCACAUGCCAAGUUGCAUCCAGUCAAAAACAAAAAAAAAAAAAAAGAAGGAAGUCUGUUUUCCAGAAAGCCUGUUAACGCUGCACCAGGCAGAGGAAGAUUGCACACGUUUCAGAUAGGGUGUUGGGUUGUUCGAUGAGUGUCGAACCCUGUGCAGAAUUUAUACAGCCAGUCAAGCCAGUUUGACCCUGGAAAAACAAUGAGGUUGAUCUUCCUUUGUCUUGGGUCUCCUGCUGCAGGUGCUAAAUUUGUAGUCAUUUUCUGAAUUUUGACCCUUUCCCAAACCAAAUCAGGUACUUUGUAGGAACUGUCCUUGAACCGAACAAGUUCUGAAGAAAUAAAAUAAUUUACCAGAAGGAAUAUCAAGCUGUUUUUUAUUUACCACAGUAAGGGUACAGAUAUGAAUGUAGAGAUCCUGAGCAUAAAUGUGGAGUAGCAGACGUGAAGCAGAGCUGUGUAGAGGGGUGUUCUCUUGGAGUUGUGAGUGUCGCAGUUUGGACUGCAGAGUUCAAAGUGCCUUCUGCAAAACCUCUGUCUUCUGGAAAAAAAAUUGCGCUUCAGAUGUACCUGGGCCAUAUUGAUACAUAUAAAACAAAACAUCACAUAAGUUGGUAAAAAAAAUGUGACAGUAACAGAUACACAUAUUCAAGAAAUCUGGAAGGGCAUAUUGUCAGGUCGAUUUUACUAGUUUGCCAUUGACACGACACCUCCAAGUACACUCACUCGCUCCCUCUUUCGCUCACUCUCUGUGGACAUAUUAUGACAGCUCUGGAAAAGCCCACUGUGUUUAAUGCACUUAUGUUAAUAAGCUAGAGAAACCAAGUGUAUGGUAAAAUGAUGAGUGAUGUAUAAAGCACAAGUCAGAGUGAAUGCAAUGCUGAUGACUUGCUUUGCUUGUUAGCACUGGUGGUGUGGGUGGGGGGAAUUGAAUGGGAAGUUGUUGCACUGAAGUUCACAAGACUUUUUUGCGCCUUUUUAGAAGCCUAGAGAAAAAAAUGCCAGCAAUUGUCGUGUCAGUCAGUCAGUGGGAUAGUCAGCCACUCAGUCAGUCCCGUGGCCAGUUAAGCCAUUGUCAGUCAGUGUAAUAGUUGAAAAUGAGUCAGUCCUAUAGACAGUCAGUGUAAUUGUCAGUCAGUCUUAUAACCAGACAGGCGGUCCUGCAACCUGUAGCUAUUCUGUGAUAGAUAAUGUGCCACAUGGAUGCCUUGUAGUCUCUGAGCUCCGUGAGCGCUAACUACAGUUUUUUUUUUUUUUUUUUGCUUGAGUUGGAUGUUCCCCCCGCAAAGCCUUACUGAAGCAGUGAAGGACUUCAGAGUGACACGCUGACAGGCAGAUGCUGCUGACCCUCUGGUUGUCCACAGAAAUAGCCAUUCUUUUAAAUCGGCUGUGUGGGCUGAAACUAAAGAACCGGCUGUUGCUGUAGAUCCCCUUAUGGUAAUCUGUACCCACCCAACGCAGCAGUACGUUAGUCUCUAUUAAUUUACAAAGGUCAAAGGUCACACGAGCACAUUUGCUCUGUAGUUUAUUUUUGAUUAUAUUUUUGUUUGUACAUACCUAGGUUCAGCGAAUGGACUCUUGUCUGUGGUCAAUGCCUGUCCCUUUUCCCUGUAUGUCUCAUGCAAGAAGAAUCAGUUAGAUUUUGUCAAAUAAUAGUACAGCACUAGAAUGAUUUGCCACUCUAAGCAAUUUCAGCAUUGACAGUGGAAUUUUAUUUUCCUUUUUUACAGAAGGAGAUAGGGUUGUAAUCAAGCCGCUUGUGUCGUGUGUUAGUGUGGGGCUCAGAGAUGAGCACAUCAUACAGACAUCAUAGAGAAAAUGUAGAGUGAAGGACUGUCAGUUAGGAGUGUUUAGAAGUCCUGAGAAAAUGCUGAGGCCUGAUGAAUUUAAAAUCUUUCACUGGACAAAGGCAACUGUCCAGAUGAAUUCACCCUUUUUAAUCAUACAAUAUUGCAGGCCAUUCGAUUCACUUUAUUAGCAGAGCAUUAGUAUUGGUUCUCAUAGCGUAUGUUGACCUGAUUGAGGUCAAGUUCUGUAGCAUACAUUUUUCAUUUUUACAUGUUAUCCAUUUACACAGGUACAAAGCUACUGAAGAAAUUCAGGUUAAACACAGUGUUAAAGGAUGCAGGAAUAAAGGCACCAGGAGCUCCACUUUACAGGCAAGACAGUCUCUGACUAGGCUGUGCUUUGAGAAAAUCAACUACCACUGUAGUGUGACCGCUGGAAUUGACAUGUGUUUACAUCUGGCUUUCAUUUAUUGCAUUUACCGGAUUCUUGACUUCACCUGAUCAUGUGCAGAAAUCGCUGUGAUUUGUUUGUUUGUUUUUUUUUUUUUUUUUUUUUUUUUAAUUUUUUAAAAAAUUCUGAAUAUAUGUAAAUAUUUACAGUGCGGAUGUUAAACUGGAAGUUGUCACUAUCUGUAGGAAUUUUGCUGCCUCACCUAACCCCCAGCUCUACAUCGGUGACCUGGAGUACCACGCUUUACCAGCCUGACCAUACCACUUAAGUCUGCUCUUUGCCCCCCCAGCAUAGCCACAGUCUUAAGCACACAGUCUUAAAGGAACAUGCAGUCACGGGUUAACUGGAUGCUUUGUUGGUGUCUCAUGUAUGGAUUUGGACUGGAAGUACAAAUCAAUGAAAGUAGUUGACACAGUCAUGGGAACCAAAGGCCUCUUUUUAUCACCUGUGUUUCCUUUCAGAAACCCUGUGGAGACCCUUGCAGUCAAGUUGCUAACGUUGAUGUGAAACGAUAUGGAGAGAUGUGUGUACAGACACCACUGCCUUGCUGAUUAAAACACAGACAUGUGUGUAACUCCUCUCAAAGAGUACUUUGCCCUGUCCCUCACACUGAAUUGUAAAGGCUUUUGUCCAGUCUUGCUGACUGCCCUACCUUGAGGCAUCGCUUUCCUCUCUUUGGGCCUAAUUAUGCCGGAAGUGUUUCUUUCUUUUGUGUGUAUGUGUAAUGUGGGGACCAGGUCAUGUCGGAGAGUAACCGUGGCUGUACGGGUAAAAGCUUGUUGUAUCUGAUGUUGAGCUACUUACUGCAUUUUAUGGAAUUCUGACACUAUUGCAAAAUGAGAGGUGCUUUCUCCCCAGUGCGUUUGUAACUGCAUGUGCAAACCCCCCCAUACUCAUUCAGUUAUAGACUUUGUAAAUAAGAAACGUUAACAUUUUUAUUCAGGUGAAAGCUGUUGUCUGUUUCUUGCAUAUUGUUUUUGUCUCUGCUCAAUAAAUUUUGGGUUUUUG